CACAAUCGUUAUCCAUUGGCAUCAUGAAACGUGAAAGAAACUUACAAGAAGCUGAGGAAGAUCCUGUAGAUCUUGAGAAGAACGGAGCAGAAGAUCAGAUUAGUGAAAGAUCUAAUGAUGAAUCCAAUCAAGAAUCUGAUGACCCAUGUGACAACGAUGAUCCUCACGAAGAUCAGAAUGAGAGAGAUAAUGCAGCAGAUUAUCCAAUUUCCAGAGAAGAAGUUGAUAUCAGCCAAUGUAUAAGCCAUUUCAGUAUAAUCGUUAGCAUCAUGAAACGUAAACGAAACCUACAAGAAGCCUAUGAAGAUCCACAUGAUCAUCUUGAGAAGGAUGGAGUAGAAGAUCAGAUAAUCAGUACUGUAAGAGCUGAUGAUGAAUCCAUUCAAGAAGCUGAUCCCACUGACAACGAUCUUCACGAAGAUCGGAACGGGAGAGAUAGGGACGAAAAUCCUGACAUUGAUGAUGCUGGACAGAGGGAAACAUACGAAAGUGAUCAGGAAUCCAAUGAUGGGGAUGAUCAAUCGCAUCGUGUCUUACAAAUUAUGGAUGCAGAAAACUAUUUGAAAGCAGUGAAAGAAACAUUUCAUAGCAAAAGGGAAAAAUAUGAAUUGUUCGUAGCAAUCUUGAGAGAUUUCAAGGCUGAAAGGAUUAACAUUGCAGAUUUCUUAGAAAAGAUGAAGGAAGUAUUGGAUGGGCAUGAAUUUUUGAUUUUGGGAUUAAAUGUCUUCUUGCCCAAAAGAUAUCAGAUCCCUCCUUCUCAUGAACAACGUCUCAAUCUUCCUGAUAAUGUUCAUAAAUCUGAGAUUCAAGUUCAAAAGAAGCCCAGGAAGAAGAAAACUAAAGGCGAUGGUAAAUCAUCAGUUCAAGAAAUCGAUCUUAGCAAAUGUCAACGUUAUGUCAGCUACGUGCGUCUUCCUGAAAAAGAAGGUGAAGGCUUUAAAGAUGUUGAAGAAAAUGCUUCUGAUGACGAUGAGACUGAUUCAGUCUCGCAGUAUUUCCAUGGUGAAGAUCAUGUCGGUCCAUAAGAGAGCAAAAGGUCUGAAGCCAAUGAAGGCGAAUCGCGUAUUUAUAUGGAUGCGUUAAACUAUGUGAAUGCAGUGGAAAAAACAUUUGACCGCAAAAGCGAAAAAUUUUAUAUGUUCUUGAGAAUCCUCAGAGAUCUCUUGGCUCAAGGGUGUAACAUUGCAGAUUUGGCAGCAAAGAUCAAGGAAGUAUUGGAGGGGCACGACUUGUUGAUUUUGGGAUUAAACAAGUUCUUGCCCAAAGGAUAUAAGAUUAAAGUUAAAAAGAAGCCAAGGAAGAUCGAUCUCAGCAAAUGUGAACGUUAUAUCAGCUACGUGCGUUUGCCUGAGAAUUAUCAUAGUCCUAGUAAAGCAAGUCGUAGAUCUGAGCUUGAUGCUUCAGUGUUAAACGAUCGCUUCGUAUUGAACCCUCAAGGUCCUCAACAUCCUUCUAAAUCCAAGAUAUUAAUGUUCAAUGAGAAUCAGCAAGAAUUGUUCAAAAUUGAAGAUGAACAGUUUGAAGUGGACGUGUUAUUAGGGUCUCUGAGGUCAGCCUCUGAACGUGUGAAGGAAGUGUAUAAGAACAUACUUGAGAAUAAGAUCAACGUGAAUAAGGGUCCACUUCGUAUGGAAGAAUACUUUAGGGUUUCACAUUUAAGGAUUAUGGAACGUAUAUUUGGAGAGCAUGGUCUUGAUGCUAUAGAGGAAUUACGAAACAACUCAAAUAUUGCUUUGCCGUGGAUGCAAAAGGAUCUUGAAGAGCAACAUACGAAGUUGAAGCAAUGUCGUGAACGACUCAACAUGGUUUGGGCUCAAGAUUAUGCUGACAAUCAUGCCAAAUCAUUUCUUUAAAAUUAUAGCUUUGCAGGCCAUUGUUAAUUUCAUGAAGCAAGCACUUUUAUAGUUGUUGAUUGUGCA
Molecule: messenger RNA, 1919 nt
Organism: Prosopis cineraria
Lineage: Eukaryota; Viridiplantae; Streptophyta; Magnoliopsida; Fabales; Fabaceae
Exons: 3
Coding region: 24-1025 (333 amino acids)
Biological process (GO): negative regulation of transcription by RNA polymerase II
Cellular component (GO): histone deacetylase complex; chromatin
Molecular function (GO): transcription corepressor activity
Source: RefSeq, a predicted model, not a curated record